CAUUCGUUCCAAGAUCCUCAUGGAACACCAUCGAGGUUUCAAUUGGUUUCUUUUUUUUAAAAAAAAAAAAAGCAAACAAAUAAUAAUUUUAAAUGAUAAUAACUUAAUUUUUUAGUGAAAGUGAUUCAUAUGAUUUUGAGGAAGGACAAAAAGAAGAGGAUGAUGAUGCUUGGUUAUUUGAUACAGUUCAAAAUACAGUAAAUCAUCGUAAAUCACAUUCUUUGGGAUCACUACAUACUAAAUCGGAUCAAUUAUCACCUGUAAUAGAAGGAGAUGAACAACAAGGAUUUACAAUUGAUAAAAAACAAGAAGAAUCAUCUAAAGAUGAUACGGAUAGAACUGUUAUACCAAGAGAUGCGAGUUUUCGUCAUGGAAGAAUAAUAACUGAAGGAUUUCUUUCACCUUCAAAACCAAUGUUUCGAAAAAAAUAUUCGGAAUCUCAACAUCCAUUACUUCAAUUAUUUAAUAAUGAAGAGUUGCAAGACAAUGUUUCGGAUUCUUCACCGACUGGAAGUUACAGAAAUCCAACUAUAACUAUACCUCCAGUAAAUAUUAAUUUAAUGCCACAUAUGGAAGAUUCUCCCUCAAGAACAAUAACAAGAGCUCAUUUUCAAUCAAAUUAUCUUGUUCCAAAAACAAAAGAUUCUAACUCUGAUAGUGGUUCAAUUGAUAGUAGGUUAUCUUCGUCAAGUAGAGAUGGUUCAAAAUCACCUUUAUCUUCAUCAUUUAAUCUCGACUCAACUCCGAGUUCACAAAAUUUGCCUUCAAAACCUGAAGUUACAAAAAAUGCUACUUCAGAGAAACAAGAAUCAUCGUCUCCUGUAUCAAAGAUCAUUUCUCCAACACAGUCAUUAUCAGACAUGACUAGAAAUGGAUUAUUAUCACCUGUUUCUAUAACAAAUGGAAAGGGUCCUGUAAGACAAGAGAGUGGAUAUUUUUCAGUUCAACAUAAAUCCAAUAUAUCGGUAGAAAUUACUAAUCCUACUAUAGAUAAGAUAAAUUCACCAGCAAACGCAGGAUCAAAUUCAGGAGGAUUAUUAACUCCUCCAUUAUCCUCUCUUGCCAUGUCAAAAUCAGACCACCUCCUGCAAGACAUGGAAGUUUUGAUAUUUCUGUUCCCAAUAAUGAGUCAUCUGGUAUACCUCUCUAUAGAUCAAGUAGUCAAGGAAAGCAAUAUCCUUCUCAAGCUCGCCGUGUUAGCUGUAAAUUUACCAAGACAAAGAGCCACAAGCGUAAGCCAUAUGCAGCAGAGAUCUCCAAAACCGAAAUUUAUUGCGGAAGAGAAUGGGUCAUCAUCUCAUUUACUCACACCUUCACCUUUAUCAUCUAAAUUUAAUCAAUUAUCAUUACAACAAAAUUCACCAACAAGAUCAUUUUUUACGGGAAGUGGAGUAAGUGUACAAAAUACAUCUAUAACAUCAGCUACAUUGUUAAAUUCUGCAGGACCUGAAUUGAAACCAUUAAAAAUGGAUAAGUAUCGUGGUAACAGUGAAGUUUACGAAGAUUUAGCAAAAACUACUGAUGAUUUAUUACAAUGGUUAACGUUAUUAGAUGCUGGAAUUAGUCAAUUAUUAACAAGAUUUUAAUUUAUUAUUUUGAGAAGAAAAAUAAAAGAAUAUUUUUAAUAUUUUGGAUAAAAAAAGAUUUUAUUGUAAGAGUAAAAUUAAAAAGGGGUUAUAAUAUAAUAUAAUGUAUUUUUAAAUAGAAGUUUAAUAGCAUUUAAUUGAUCAUUUUAUCUUAGUUUCAUUUAAUAUAUACGUAUAUUUUAAAAAAAUUUAACAUGUACAAUACC
Molecule: messenger RNA, 1792 nt
Organism: Rhizophagus irregularis DAOM 181602=DAOM 197198
Lineage: Eukaryota; Fungi; Glomeromycota; Glomeromycetes; Glomerales; Glomeraceae
Source: RefSeq, a predicted model, not a curated record